Messenger RNA from Cajanus cajan (pigeon pea), 3286 nucleotides. RefSeq names its product Pentatricopeptide repeat (PPR-like) superfamily protein. Gene Ontology annotation, biological process: RNA processing; mitochondrion organization. Gene Ontology annotation, molecular function: protein binding; mRNA binding. NCBI's taxonomy places the organism in Eukaryota, Viridiplantae, Streptophyta, Magnoliopsida, Fabales, Fabaceae. Gene Ontology annotation, cellular component: mitochondrion. The record is from RefSeq and is a predicted model, not a curated record.
CAAAUUUUCGGAGACGAGACAUGAACCGAAGUGGUAGAACAGUGUUGGGGAGUGAGGCUUGAAAUUGGCGCAGAUUCACCUUUUGAUGUUGUCCUCUCUCAUUCCCAGAACUCAUCACAGACUCACCUUCAUCACAAAAACACUAACCUCAUCAUGCGUGCAGUCCACCGUAGAACGCGUGUGCUCCCUCGUACACGAUUCCUACCACCACGCUCGAUUCUCCCCUCCACCACUCCAUCUGAGCAUCGACCCCGAUUCCCUCACCCACGACCAAGCCAUCACCGUCGUCGCCUCCCUCGCCUCCGACGCCGGUUCAAUGCUCGCCCUCGCUUUCUUCAACUGGGCCAUCGCCUCCUCCAAGUUCCGCCACUUCACGCGCCUCUACAUCGCCUGCGCCACCUCCCUCAUCGCAAACCGAAACCCCGACAAGGCCCACCUCGUCAUGCAGUGCAUGGUCACCGCUUUCGCCGAAAUCGGGAGGGUCAAAGAGGCCGUGGAGACGCUCAUCGAAAUGCACAACCAGGGCUUGACCCCCAGCACCAAAACACUCAACUGGGUCGUCAAGGUUUUGACCCAAAUGGGGUUGCUUGAGUAUGCAGAGAACCUGUUUGAUGAAAUGUGUGCGAGAGGGGUGCAGCCAAAUUGUGUCACUUACAGGGUUUUUGUUGUUGGGUAUUGUAAAGUAGGGAAUGUUUUGGAGGCGGAUAGGUGGUUGAGUGCCAUGGUUGAGAGAGGGUUUGUGGUUGAUAAUGCGACGUUGACGUUACUAGUGAGUGUGUUUUGUGAGAAGGGUUUUGCCACAAGGGCGUUGUGGUAUUUUAGGAGGAUGAGUGAGAUGGGUUUGAGGCCUAAUUUGAUUAACUUCACGUGUGUGAUUGAAGGGUUGUGCAAGAGGGGUAGCGUGAAGCAGGCGUUUGAGAUGUUGGAGGAGAUGGUUGGGAAAGGUUGGAAGCCCAAUGUGUACACGCAUACGGCUUUGAUUGAUGGUUUGUGCAAGAAAGGGUGGACUGAGAAGGCGUUUAGGUUGUUUCUUAAGCUUGUUCGAAGUGAGAAUCACAAGCCAAAUGUGCUUACUUAUACUGCCAUGAUUGGUGGGUAUUGCAGGGAUGGAAAAGUGAGCCGCGCUGAGAUGUUGCUGAGCAGGAUGAAGGAGCAGGGAUUGGUGCCGAAUACGAACACGUACACGACUCUCAUUGAUGGGCAUUGUAAAGCGGGGAAUUUUGAAAGGGUAUAUGAGUUGAUGGAUGUGAUGAAUGAGGAAGGUUUUGGUCUCAAUGUGUGUACGUAUAAUGCUGUUGUUGAUGGCCUUUGUAAAAAGGGAAGGGUACAAGAGGCUUACAAGGUGCUUAAGACUGGGUUUCGUAAUGGGAUGGAGGCUGAUAAAGUCACGUAUACUAUUCUCAUAUCUGAACAUUGCAAACUGGCGGACAUUAAGCAAGCGUUGGUGUUGUUCAAUAAGAUGGUCAAGAGUGGUAUUCAACCUGACAUUCAUUCAUACACCACGUUGAUUGCAGUAUUAGUAUUUUGUAGGGAAAAAAGAAUGAAAGAAAGUGAGAUGUUUUUUGAGGAAGCUGUGAGAUUUGGACUUGUUCCUACAAACAAAACUUAUACGUCAAUGAUAUGUGGUUAUUGCAGAGAAGGUAAUUUGAGUUUGGCUUUGAAGCUUUUCAAUAGGAUGAGUGACCAUGGUUGUGCUCCAGAUUCUAUUACUUAUGGUGCUCUUAUAAGUGGUCUGUGCAAACAAUCGAAGUUGGAUGAGGCUCGUGGGUGGUAUGAUGCCAUGAUAGAAAAGGGACUUACUCCGUGUGAAGUUACUCGAGUAACUUUGGCUUAUGAAUAUUGCAAGAUAGAUGACGGUGGCUCUGCUAUGGCUGUUCUUGAAAAGCUGGAAAAGAAACUCUGGAUCCGGACAGUUAAUACCCUGGUCAGAAAGCUAUGCAGCGAGAAGAAAGUAGCUUUGGCAGCACUGUUCUUUCAUAAGUUACUAGACAUGGACCCUCAUGUCAAUCGUGUAACAUUAGCAGCAUUUAUGACUGCAUGCUAUGAAAGCAAUAAGUAUACUCUUGUUUCUGAUUUGUCUGCAAGAAUAUACAAGGAAAAUCGAUUAGCAAUCAAGGUCACCAAGUAACAAAAUGUGUGAUGCGUCUUGAUGCUUUCUAAGGCUGGUUACAUCUGGAUACGUAACUAGUUGGAUUUUGUUGUUAAAGUAUUUGGGGUCAUAACUUGCUGGAGAUGAUUUGAUAUUUAUGGCAUCCUGAUACUGAAUUCUGCAUUAGAUUAUUAUGUUAACGUGAUCAACGAAUGGGGUCAUAAAGGGCACGGAUUCUGCAACUCACCAGGAAGAAGAGAGAAAGAAACUUUACCUGUCCGUAUCUGUUGCCACGAAGAUAGACAGAAAAAAGAGAACCAUGUCAAAAGUAAAACCACCAAUUUCAAAAGAGGGAUCCUCACUUUGGUAUUUCCCUGAGGAACCAGAAGAGGCACAUCAAUACUUUUUAGCUCAUUGUUUUCUUUGUACACGUGCCAACACUUUCCUUUCUUCAACCCUCUUCUAGCAGCCCCUUUUCAAGUUCUUCAAGUCCAUUUUUCCUCAUCUCUUCUGAUUCAACCUUCCAAAACAGCAACCCACUUGUGCAAGUUUUUGAGGUAGACCUAGCAAGAAAGAUGGCAAAAAGUAGAUCAAUCAUUCUGGGAAUACAAGGUUGCAAAUAACUCCGAGACUCACUCCCAGCAACAUGCAUACAUGGUUGUGAUGAAAGAGCUAUGUCAUAGUCAAUCAGUGACUUGUCACCGAAAUUUAGGACUUGUGGUGCACAUGUUGCCCAUAACCAAUAGACCCUCCUGUGACCAUAAAAGCUGAGAGCCUUGAAGAAGUUUUGAGGUAUAAAAAGGCCAUCACCACCUACUCCACCAGCACUAGAUAUGGCAGAAGCUAUGAAGUUCAGGACUUCAGCAAACACCAAAGGUCCUGAAAUAAGUAUCGGAGAUUGUGCUUCACCUCCCCAUACAUAAAUUUUCUCUAGGAAAUGGUCAAUAUUGAGUAUAUUUGAAAAGGGUUGUGUUUGUUUUGCAUUUGAAGGAUUGAAGGAAUGAAAGUGAGAACCAGAAGUGCAAGAGUUUGAGUCCUCAUUUGAUUUUGAGAGUUUCAGCAAUGGUAUAAGGAGUGCAUGAACUGGGAUUAUUAUGCCUUUAUAUAGGGACAUGCUUGAACUGUUAAUAAUGCUUAUUGUUGUUGGAAAAUAAAACGCAUAGCAUUUCUUUUUUGUAUACUAUAAUUAUUGUGUCA